Ahaetulla prasina is the source of this 3076-nucleotide messenger RNA. Its product is annotated as platelet glycoprotein IX-like. The transcript is spliced from 2 exons. NCBI's taxonomy places the organism in Eukaryota, Metazoa, Chordata, Lepidosauria, Squamata, Colubridae. The record is from RefSeq and is a predicted model, not a curated record.
UACAGUUCUCAUUGUAACAACCCACAGAAAGGUGGGAUAACUAUGCCAGCCACUGAAAAUGGAUCAUGUGCAAAAAGUUUCCCACAGAACUUUGGAAAGGUGAUGUGGUCUGUGAAUCAGCUCUAUCUUUUCCUGUACUGAAAAAAAUGCACAGGGUUGAAAGCUGAUUUUCAGAUGCUGAAAAUCAAUGUAAAUAUUUACAAACAAAAUUAAGAGAAUGCAAAGGUGUACAGAAGACGUUCUCAUGUGUCUUUGGCUUGAGGAUGAUCCCAUGUCAAGGCUUAUUGAUUCUUCUGUUUCUUGAAGCUGCCUUUGCAAGCCACUGUCCACACCACUGUACAUGCUCUCCACCAGGAAACAGUCCACUAAAACUGAACUGUAGCUUCAUGGGAAUGAUGGUGCUUCCACUUUUGCCAAGUCAAACACAAGAGUUGUACCUCCAAGGCAAUAAGCUAGCCACGAUACCUGCAGGAGCAUUUGACCAUCUUCAGGUGUUGAAGAUCAUCAAUCUAUCUAGGAAUCCAUGGCAUUGUGACUGUGGGAUUUUGUAUCUGAAAAACUGGUUGGAAGACCAAGAGGGAAGCUUAGCUUCUAAAGAUGUUAGGUGUUUUUCUCCUCCUGCACUUCGCAAAAAAAUGAUAUCUGAGCUCAAGAGGAACGAACUGCAGUUGUGCUUCACUUCCCGUACACUUUGUUCCGAUUUCUUGUUCAAUGAUGCAUUCAUCUUCUUUUUUAUUCUUAUUCUUUUUAUUAUCAACUGUUUCUUGAUAACAAAACGGACUAAGUUUAAAGUGGAUGUUUAUGACAAGAAUUUAUAACCAACCCCACCUCCCCCCACCCCAGACCCAAGAACACUGCCUGCUAUUUCUCAUCAACUGAAAAGAAGAACAGGGAAAAGAGUACCAAGCCAUUCAUCAUUGCUUGUGACUACUGUGCAUUAGGUUGCGGAACAAAGAGAAAGGUCAAACAAAUUAUUUCUGUUUAUCAUUAAAAGUGAAACGGUCAACUGAAAAGCAUGACUAUUUAGAUUGUUUGUUUUAAAGAACAGAAACUCAUUAAGAAUAUCUACAUGGAACCAAAACCAUAAUUUGCAGCUUCUAAGGUAAAACUGAAAUCAAAGAAUUAGUGUCUCAUUUUAAACAUACUUUUGAUUUUCAUAACGUGUUGGAAAUCAUCUGAUGAAAGCACCUCCCAUAUUUGUGUACUAUAAUUCAAGUCAAAGAUCAGGUGGACAAUUAUGGCAUUUGAUUAAUAAAUCAGUAUACUGAAUUAUUUAGCAUCUGUUGACCUGGAUUCUGUCCUGGUUGUGGUCAUUUUCAUUUAAUCCAUAAACAGUUUUUGGCAGACAGAGUCCAGAUGCUCCAGAUGCUGAUUAGUAUAUGCCACAAUUAGAAAUUCUUUAAAGACUUUCUGUUUACACUAAUGCAGUGAGUAGUAUACACAUCUGUCUAUGUUUGCUGCUGUUUUUGUUGUUAUUAAUAUAUCUAUCAACAACACAAAAAGCAGUUAGCAGCAGAUAUGAUUUCUUGGCAAGAUUGCAUGGGAAAACUUAUUAUCAAAGUGUAUUGGUUUACAGUAAUUGUCUUUUUCUGAAUUCAAUUCAGGAUCAUUGUACUGAUCUCAAAGACUCUAGUUUGAGAAAAUACUCUCUAUAUUUAACGCUUUGUACCAACCUACUUAUAGAUUAUGUGUCUUCCAGAUCACCCACAGAGAGAUGUUUGCAGUCAGGCGAAGAACAUUUUAGGAUUGUGCACCCUAUUCCUUUUCCAGGAAUACUCACUUGGUGUUUAUCUUGCAAUACAUGGAAAUAUUUCAUGAAUAUCUUUGUUUUAUUCUGCAUUUUUUAAAAUGUGCAAAUUCAUGUCUACUGAUGCUUAUUGUUCUCUAAUAUUUCUGCAACAACUGAUUGUUUUAAACUGUUUUUAACCAUCUGAAGGAGGAGGCAAGGGCAAACCACUUGUUACCAAGAAAACUGUGGGGAUUUAUCCAGGCACUUGCCAGGAGUCAACACCGCUUGAUGGCAAAUACACACAAAAAAGAAGAAUUUAAGUUAACUUUUAUCAGCCUGGUAUUUCCACAUUAAUUGGACUACUCCCAUCACCAUGGCCAAAAUAACUAUGGAUGAUGAGAACUGUAGCUCUACAUGAAUAUAAUUUUUUUGCAGUUUAGGAGAAAUCAUACAUUCAAGAAGCCUGCAAAACAUACAAAUAGAAAUUGCAAUAGUAAGAAUGAUUUUCACCAACAAAACCAGAGAAAAUAAUUUAAUAAAUUAUUUCCUUGGAUAAUAAGAAUUUUACCAUAAUGACUAUUAAAUAGUCAUAACAUUCAGAAAUAACAUUCUGAAUGUGUCAUACAAUACUCUUCUUCUCAUCAAAUAACAGUACUGAAAAAUUAGAAGAUGGUAUCAAUCAGUAUCACUCUGUAGAUGAUACUUUAGAAGGUCUGUUUAAAAAUGGGAUUCACACUCAGCAAAAUAACAAAAUUCAAACCCAAAGUUUCAAAUUAAAAGGGUUUGAAUCCUAAUGAGAAUCAAUCAAAAUACUGCCACAUAAAUCAUGAUAAAAGCUUAUCUAUCUACAUGAAUUGGAAUACAAUUCAUGGAAUUUACAAAGUAGACUGGUGAAAGCAUUUGAACUGAAUUGUUUCUGUUAGGAUGUCUGGCAAUUUCUCUCCCCACCCAUCACCUAAGGUUUUCAUCUGCUUUCCGCAAACAAGCAUUUCAGUAUAAAUGGAACUAAGAUGACCUAUCUUUCUGUAUAUUUUUAACUGCACGCUUUUAACAUAAUUGGUCAAAUGUAGCCUUCAUGUAUCACAUACAUUUCAUAAAUACACAUUUAAGUCUUUCUUUGAUUCUCCCACUGAAAUCAGUGGAAUUCAGCUGAUUGAUUUUACUUGGGAUGGGCUCCUCCUCUUAAAAAUAAAAAUGACUUAUUCUGAUCUCAGAAGCAUAAACAUAUAUAAUAUUUCCUGUAAAAGGGAUCUAGAUGCAAGCUGUACUACAAGAUGGAGUGAAUAUCCCUGUUUUGUGUAGAAAGAAGGAAUAAAGCUUGAGUGAAGCCUGGCAAAAAGAUUUCAG